CAUAGCACUAUUUUCCUUUCCUAGCUGAGAGUUCCCUGAUAUGGAUACUACACAGAGAAAUGAAGCUCCAAUGAGGGAGGGAAACGAAGACGUGGCUGCUAAGUUCAAAGAAUCAUUGGAAAUCAUUGUUAUAUAUCUCAACCUUCAGCUUUCUCUCAUUUCCUUCUUCAAAGAUGAUAAAGCCGGUCAAGAUUUCUUCACAAACCACCCCAAAGUUGUGAUGGCUAUGGUUUUCUUUAUUGAGCUCUUGUUCUUUGUGGGGCUUCUGGGAACAAUGCUUGGUGGCCGGGUCUCGAUGAAGAUCCUACGGUGGAUCAUACUAGUUCUUGGAGGAGUGUCCUCUGUUUUGGUUCAGACUAUGAUGAUAUAGUCACCAAUUGCUUGCUUAUGAUUAAGGUUGUUGUUACCAUGAGCUCUUUAAACUCUGUCUCUUCAGCUUUUGGACUUAAUAAAGAAAAUGAGUAUACCAUAGUCUACUCUACAUUUCUACCCAAGGAAGCUUAA
Molecule: messenger RNA, 504 nt
Organism: Arachis duranensis
Lineage: Eukaryota; Viridiplantae; Streptophyta; Magnoliopsida; Fabales; Fabaceae
Exons: 2
Coding region: 41-370 (109 amino acids)
Source: RefSeq, a predicted model, not a curated record